This is a messenger RNA of Olea europaea var. sylvestris, 1677 nucleotides long. RefSeq names its product premnaspirodiene oxygenase-like. The transcript is spliced from 2 exons. Gene Ontology annotation, molecular function: oxidoreductase activity, acting on paired donors, with incorporation or reduction of molecular oxygen; iron ion binding; heme binding. NCBI's taxonomy places the organism in Eukaryota, Viridiplantae, Streptophyta, Magnoliopsida, Lamiales, Oleaceae. The record is from RefSeq and is a predicted model, not a curated record. The coding region runs from base 1 to 1575 and encodes 524 amino acids.
AUGCAGCUGCCUAGAUCAUUUGUCAAAAACUUCAAGCAUCCAAUUUUCGCUUCAAUGGAUAUUCAUUUCCUUAUUUCCCUCUCUAAUUUCUGUUUCCUGUUGUCCUUCUUCUUGUUCCUGGUAGCUAACCGUUACAAGAAAUCUAGAGCUCAAAAUUUGCCACCAGGGCCAUGGAAACUUCCUAUUUUAGGAAAUUUGCACCUGCUGAUAGGUUCCCUACCACACCAUGCAUUCAAAAACCUAGCAGAAAAAUAUGGCCCGCUGAUGCACAUAAAGCUUGGAGAAGUAUCAGCAAUCGUGGUUUCAUCUCCUCGUAUAGCAAAAGAAAUCAUGAAAACAAAUGAUGUCGCGUUUUCAGAUAGGGCGGAGCUUAUGAUAGCCAAAAUCCUGUUACACAACUGUUCAGACAUUGCAUCCGCUCCACACGGUGAAUACUGGAGACAGAUGCGUAAAUUAUGCAUUUCAGAAUUCCUGUGCAGUAAGAAAGUUCGAUCAUUUCACACUCUUAUGGAAAACGAAGUUUCCAAGCUGAUUCUGUCCAUAAGGUCCUCAGCGGGGCUACAAAUAAAUCUAACUGAACAUAUUUUAGCCGUGGAAAGUGGCAUAAUUUGCAUGGCAACAGUGGGGAGAAUUUGUAAGGACCAAAAUUCUAUAAUAAUGACUAUAAAAGAAGCUGUAUCAAUUGCAGGAUUUUUCAAUGUUGCGGAUAUUUUUCCAUCGAUGAAGUUCCUCCAUUUUCUUUGUGGAUCUGAAAGAAAAUUGAAUAGGAUGCAAAGAAGGACUGAUGCAAUUUUGGAAGACAUUAUCCAACAGCACCAAGAGAGAAAAGGGCAAAGUAAAAGUUCAGAAUCAAUGGAAGAAGAUAUAUUGGACAUUUUCUUAAGGAUCAGUGCGAACAAGGCCCUUCCUGUUCCCAUCACCAGGAACAACAUUAAAGCAAACAUUUUGGAAAUGUUUAUUGCUGGAAUUGAAACUUCAUCUUUAGUCAUCGAAUGGGCAAUGUCUGAACUGAUGAAGAAUCCAGGAGCAAUGGAGAAGGCACAGGCGGAAGUAAGACGCUCAUUUGAUGGAAAAGAAAGAAUUUUAGAUAGUGACAUUAAGGAAUUGAAAUAUCUAAAAAUGAUCAUCAAAGAAACAUUAAGAUUACACCCUCCAGGUCCCCUAUUAUGCCCUAGAAUGUGCAGGGAACAAUGCAAGCUUGAUGGUUAUGAUAUUCCUGCGAAAACAAUAGUAAUGACUAAUGUUUGGGCAAUGGCAAGGAAUCCUGAGUAUUGGAAUGAUCCAGAAAAGUUUGAACCAGAGAGAUUCAGCAAUGUUCCCAUUGAUUUUAAUGGGAAUCAUUAUGCGUUCAUACCAUUUGGCGCGGGAAGGAGGAUGUGUCCCGGCAUUGGCUUUGGAUUAGCAAGCGUUGAGAUUUCACUGUCACAACUAUUGUACCAUUUUGAUUGGAAAAUUCCUGGGGGAAUUUCUCCUGAAGAAUUUGAUAUGACUGAGAAUUUUGGGGCAUCAGGUGGAAGAAAAAAUCAUCUGUUCUUGAUACCCGUAUCCUAUUAUCCACUUCAUAGUUCAAAAUGAAUGUCAUGAUGCAGUUAUGUAACAUGAAAUAAUGGUCUAGUAUCAAGAAUUUCUUUCUAUAAAAGUUGAUCAAUUACUGAUCACUCUUUGUGUUUGCUUCAA